Molecule: messenger RNA, 3315 nt
Organism: Aedes albopictus (Asian tiger mosquito)
Lineage: Eukaryota; Metazoa; Arthropoda; Insecta; Diptera; Culicidae
Gene: Vang
Product: vang-like protein 1
Exons: 1
Coding region: 950-2638 (562 amino acids)
Biological process (GO): multicellular organism development; establishment of planar polarity; Wnt signaling pathway, planar cell polarity pathway
Cellular component (GO): plasma membrane
Source: RefSeq, a predicted model, not a curated record
GAUGAUGCGGCCGUGUCGUUGGAGACUGCAACCUUUCUUUUCCUCUCUUGUUUGACUUUGCUUUCCUGCACUUGUCAGUGAACACGGCAUUCGCGUUCCUUGCCUCGUCACCGCAGCACACACAAUAUACCAUCGCGAAGAGUUGCCGUCGGUCGUCAGCACAGUGUACGCGUUCGUUCACCGUUUCUUUCCAAACCGAAAAUGGAGUAAAACAAAGAUGGAGGAAACGUUUUUUCGCAUCGACACAAAACUGACAUUUUUCGGUGAUUCUGUGAUAGACAUUACGAACUAGAUCGAGAUAUUACAAUUUAUCUACGAUUGUACUAUUUAAUUCAGCUUUUACCGGACUGAAUUGUGAUUUUGUGAGAAAUUCAAGUGUUUUUAAUGUGUGAUACCGACACGGGACGAUUGUUAAUUGCACAUAAAAGAGAGUGUACAAAUCAGCAAUGCAAUUAAAUGUAAACAGUUUUCCCAUGUAAAUUACACAAGCAAUGUGAAAAUCUUCGAGUGUCAAUUGAUUGCAGCUGAGAAAUGUGAUAGAUUACGGCUGAAAAGUUAGAAAAUAUGUUGUGCCUCUUUGGUUUUGAUUGUGCCUUGCCCCGUCGAUGGUAGCGAGCGGUGCAAAAAGCAAGUGAAAAAGCAGUCCCCCAUAUAAGAAAUAACUGUAAGGGCAGGUUUGGCUCGAUCUCUUUCUCACAACAGUAUUGACCGGUGCCAGUAGCAGUAGUGGAAUGAAUCAAUUUGUUCUAAACAAACCGUGAGAGUAUUAUGGGCGGCUGGAUGUCACUGAGGUGUAACGUAUAUGACAAUAAAACUUCAAUUAGUCAUUCGAAAAGAGGCCAAGCAUUCCUGUGGAGUUGUUAGUGGACUCGAGGAAAUUACUCAGCGUUGCAGAUUACUCGCCCUGCCAAUGUUGGCCGAUGAAAGUGUGGAUGGGCGAUUUUGAACAAUGGAAACUGAAUCGGUAAAGUCAGAACCGAGCAGUAAAACAACGAGACGUUCAAGAGGACAUACCGGUGGUAAUAAUAGCAGCACCCUAGGAUCGCACAGGGAUCGCACGAGGCAUUCUCAUAGAAAUAAUCACUCUCGUAACAAACGACCAGAUAUGGCACCAUUCCAGACUAGUGUGAACAUUGGCGAUGACACUCGCGAUGGUCAAGAAGUGAUAGAGGUACAAAUAUUGCCUCAGGAUGAAACAUGGGGUGAAAAUACAACGGCAAUCACGGGGAACACAUCUGAACAAAGUAUAUCUAUGGAAGAUGUUAGUUAUUGGCAGAUGUCCGAUGAUACUGGCAUAGGAUUUGCUUGUCAACGAUAUCUGGAGCGCGCCCUAUCAGUGUUGCUGAGCGCCGUAGCAUUCGUGAGUCCAUUAGUGAUGGCAGUUCUACCAAAGCUGGGAUUUUUCCCUUCAGCAUUUGACAACCUAGAUCUGACGCAGAACGAUAGGUUACAGCUGCUGGCGUGUAAUGCAGAAUGCAAAGGAAUGCUUGUCUCAUUAGCCGCAAGAAUGCUACUUCUGGCGAUAGGUCUGUGGGCGGUUUUUAUGCGAAAACCUGUUGCCAUCAUGCCCAGGAUAUUCUUCUUCCGAGCAUCUGUGCUGCUGCUGGUGCUGAUAACCACAUUCGCAUACUGGUUAUUUUAUAUAGUGCAAGUGACUGAAGGUACCAAGGCGAUCGUAUCCGGUUCGGAGGCUGUCGAUUAUAAAACUUUAGUGUCCUACGCUACCAAUUUCACCGACACACUUCUGUUCGUGCAUUACGUAGCUGUUAUUUUACUGGAGAUUCGUCAUCUGCAGCCCAUAUACUAUAUCAAGGUGAUUCGAAGUCCUGACGGUGAAUCGCACAGCUACAGUAUAGGUCAACUCAGCAUACAGCGAACAGCAGUUUGGGUAUUACAGCGAUACUACACAGAAUUCAGUGUCUAUAAUCCAUAUCUUGAGCGAUUGCCAGUAUCCAAAUCACAGCGUAAAGCUUUGUCGUCUUUCAAGUACUACGAUGUUGAUGGUGCUAAUCCUUCUCAACAACAAAGCCAAUCACGAGCUGUCUUAGCUGCGCAUGCUCGUAGACGAGAUUCUUCUCACAAUGAACGUUUCUACGAAGAACAUGAAUACGACCGACGUGUCAAGAAACGAAGAGCCCGUCUUGUUACAGCAGCUGAAGAAGCUUUCACCCAUAUAAAACGACUGCAGAAUGAUCAGCCCCAGCCCCAGGCUCCAGUCAUCCCUCUUGAUCCCCAAGAAGCUGCUCAAGCCAUAUUCCCAUCCAUGGCGCGAGCCCUGCAAAAAUACCUUCGAGUUACACGUCAGCAACCUCGUCACACCAUUGAAUCAAUCCUGAAACACCUAGCACAUUGUCUAAAGAAUGACAUGUCACCUAGGGCGUUUCUGGAGCCUUACCUCGUAGAAGCUCCAGUACUUCAAAAUGACAAGGAACGUCGAACAAAUCACAACUGGGCUCUGAUUUGCGAUGAACUACUGUCGCGACCCAUUAUGGACGGGUGUACAUUCCAGCUGAUCCAGAACGACGUUUCGUUAACGGUUUCGAUCAAUAAGAUUCCUCAUUUCACUAUCAGCGAAGAGGUCAUCGAUCCAAAAUCCAACAAGUUUGUCCUGAAGCUCAACUCGGAAACCAGUGUGUGACCUCCUCGUAGAGGAUACAACAGUGUGGGAAAUGCAGCAGAUCUCAGCGAUCGCACGGAGAUUUUGAAGCAUUUGAAUCUCAUCCUGGCCGGGAAGAAGCGCAACCGGAAGGUUCAGGAUCGGUUGGUCUGAAGUGGUUAUGGAAGGGGAAGUGAGCAAUUAUCAAGUGCUAGAGUGCCUCCGAGGGUGGGAUUUUUCGGCAGGUUUAGAGUUUUUAUGUGUUAUGAAUGCAGUCGUGACGAAGCGACGAACCGGCGGCGGAGGGUCGUCAUCAAAGAAGGCAACCGUUGUAGGAAGUGUGUAAUUAUAGUCUAGCGUCUAAGACCUUUCGGUUGUGUGUAAUUACGUUGAAAAAGAGUGCCCGUAUCGUGCGGCUGUACCCAUGUGCUCUAAUAGUCAAAGCGAAUGACAGCGAAAAAGUCACAGACGAAAUAUCAAAUGUUAAUGCUCGUUCGUAUUCGGAGCACGUUCGACAGCGAAAAGUGCGACUACAUCGCCCGAGCCGCUUCCAAGAAAAUCGCUUCAUUAACCAUUCUUCGGAGGACCCGUAGGUAAAACAGAAUAGCAGAAAAAAAUGUCUUGUACCACACGACUCAAGAACACAAGCAAACAUAAUAACAAAUUAUUAAUUUAAAUCAUAAUACGCUUCUGGGGAUUUGCAUAUCAUUACGAAAUCA